Molecule: messenger RNA, 1894 nt
Organism: Portunus trituberculatus (swimming crab)
Lineage: Eukaryota; Metazoa; Arthropoda; Malacostraca; Decapoda; Portunidae
Product: putative tyrosinase-like protein tyr-3
Exons: 4
Coding region: 141-554 (137 amino acids)
Source: RefSeq, a predicted model, not a curated record
AGGUUAGUCCGUGUUACCUGGUGCUCCUGGAGCCUAGUGCAAGGUGGAGUAGCUCGCGAGUGCUUGACAGCUGCUGGCCCUCACUGGAAGACUGUUGUGUCCGCCCUUUGAACGCAGGACUGUCUGUUGCUUUGGUGAUCAUGGCGCUGAGCUGUCUUCAAGUCUCGUGUGCUGCUGCUGUUGCGGUUCUUCUUAUCUCCAGUGUCGCUGAAGGCUGCAGUGACUUAGACCAGAGGUGUGAGCAGUGGGCGUAUGCAGGCGAAUGCACCACCAACCCAGGCUACAUGAAAGUCAACUGCCCCGUGUCCUGCCACAUGUGCGUCGUGCAAGACAGGGAUUGCCAAGACUUGAACGCGAUGUGCUACGCUUGGGCGCACAACAACGAAUGCAAGACGAACUACAGUUACAUGCGAAAAGCUUGUGCGCGGGCAUGCAGCUUCUGCCAACCGGCGAAUGACCACUCAGUCCCUCACGUGCACGCCAACAAGGUGGACUCACUAUGGGAGAAGUACCAAAAACGUCACCCUGGCAUGCCCAUCAGACACCACGGGUAGAUGGCGCGCUGCAGUCACACCCUCGUCAUUCCACCACGAACACUUCAAAAUCAGUGCUUAAGUCGCCGGCCUCAAUAAGCGUCCAGUCUAGUGUAUAUGUUAUUUAAUUCCCUAUAAAUGUCUGAUUCUUGUUUCUGUCCCUUCAUGUUAGUAAAAAAAAAAAAAAAGUUUAAUUUAAUAUAGAAAAUACGAGAGCAAAUCAUCAUCAGAUCAAACUUUAACUUAUGAUACCGAGUCUGCUUAUGAUCAUUUGCUAAAAUACACCUUACAUUCUACACCUUACAUUCAAGUAAACUAAUGUCUAAUACAAAUUCAAGAAAACCAGUCCUUUACAAGCUUUAACCAACUUUUUAUGAGUCAAUCUGUAAAAUUCUUUGCUGAUAUAACACAAGCUGGAGUGCAAGUUACUACUGUGAAGGAACUGAAUGUCAUUGAUUUGGAGGUAGAUGUAGUCACUCACCUCAAUCUGAAUUGUAAGAGUUUCUGGCACCAAGCAAACAAGUACCUACGUGGCACUUGGGCUCAGUUAUUAUGUUACUGAAUGAGCUUGAAUGAAGGAGACAAAGCCUUGAAUAGGGAGAUGCUUCAAUUACUGAGAGCAGAAACAAGUGCAAUUAGAGGGACAAAUCAGAAAAAGGUCGUUAGCGCUGCCCCUUCCUGAGGGAAUUCAUCUAUGUCAUCACCAUUUUCACUAUCAUCACUCUCAUCUUCAUCUGCAUGUUUAGCUCAAAUAACACAGUUAAGAUUUACACAACUUUUUUUGUAAUAAUAAUGUAACAGUGAUACAAGGAAAAGACAUCCAUGCAUUAUUAAUGAUAGAAGUGCUACAUGUGUAUGUGUGUGUGUGUGUGUGUGUGCAUGUGUGUGUUUCACUGUUUGAUCUGCUGCAGUCUCUGACGAGACAGCCAGACGUUACCCUACGGAACGAGCUCAGAGCUCAUUAUUUCCGAUCUUCGGAUAGGCCUGAGACCAGGCACACACCACACAUCGUGUGUGUGUGUGUGUGUGUGUAUAGGCAUGCAAGGAAAGCAAGUCUAGUUUUACUUGAUUUUUCAUUACAUUUUGUAUGUAUCUGUUUAUUUACCAUGAGCAUUUCCUCUUAUCUGCACCAACACUCACAACGCUUACUCUGUGCAUCAAGGCACCUGCAAAUUACUACUCAUAGUGUAUCAACCUAACUUUUAAUCAUCAACUUCACGCGCUUUUCUAGACCUUUACCCCGAAAUUUGGACAUUAGAAAAAUGGCAUUAAAAUAAACUUCAUAUAUUUAUUCUAUAUAUCAAAAUAUUUCUCAGAUGUAAUGUAAAUAUUAUUAUUUUACAUUAAAAAAUCAUUACUUA